This is a messenger RNA of Phlebotomus argentipes, 605 nucleotides long. RefSeq names its product programmed cell death protein 6. Gene Ontology annotation, molecular function: calcium ion binding. Bases 58 to 591 code for a protein of 177 amino acids. The transcript is spliced from 4 exons. Lineage: Eukaryota; Metazoa; Arthropoda; Insecta; Diptera; Psychodidae. The record is from RefSeq and is a predicted model, not a curated record.
AUUUUGUAUCUCCUGAGAGGAUAAUUUGCGUAGAAUAGAAAGGAGUUUGCAAAAGACAUGGCGUUUCAAUCUCCAAUGCCUAGUCAAGAGUUUCUCUGGGACGUUUUUCAAAGGGUGGAUAAGGAUCGCAGCGGUCACAUCUCGGCAGAUGAGCUGCAACAGGCUCUGUCCAAUGGCACGUGGAGUCCCUUCAACCCAGAGACUGUGCGUCUCAUGAUCGGGAUGUUCGAUAAGCAGAACACGGGAACAGUGAACUUUCAGGACUUUGGGGCGCUGUGGAAAUACGUGACAGACUGGCAGAACUGCUUCAGAUCCUUCGACACGGACAACUCAGGGAACAUCGAUAGGAAUGAGUUGAAAACAGCGCUGACGGCUUUCGGUUACCGCCUCUCGGACAACCUUAUCGGCCUCCUGAUCAGGAAAUUCGAUCGCUACGGCCGUGGAACAAUUCUCUUCGAUGACUUCAUCCAGUGCUGCAUAAUUCUAUACACUCUAACAUCGUCUUUCCGCCAAUACGAUACAGACAUGGAUGGCGUGAUCACAAUUCACUACGAGCAGUUCUUAAGCAUGGUGUUCAGUCUGAAGAUUUGAUUCUACGCUCAGGA